Messenger RNA from Dermacentor albipictus, 7063 nucleotides. Its product is annotated as COMM domain-containing protein 10-like. The record is from RefSeq and is a predicted model, not a curated record. NCBI's taxonomy places the organism in Eukaryota, Metazoa, Arthropoda, Arachnida, Ixodida, Ixodidae.
GGCAGUGGUUGCCAUGGGGACCGGUACGGUGGCGCGCGCCGUACUGCGGCGCAUGGUCGCAAAACUCGGCAGAGAGCUCCCUAUGGAAAAGAGAGCGACGUUCCAGGCAUAUAGCUAUAGGAGGCGUUGCUGUAGCAUAGCAACAAGUGCACUUUGGACGCACUGGAAAGCGAUGACUGUCUCUAUGUUCACCAAAACAGUCCGGCUGGAGCAGGCGGUGAAGCUUAUAAACCAGCUGGACGACACCAAGUUCAGUGCACUGCUCGCAAGAAUUUUACAGAAGCUGCCAUGCAAGGAUGAACGCAGCUUCACGGAAGAGGAAGAACAGAAGUUGCAGCGGGCUUUCAACUGCAAUGCACAGGAUGUUACCCUUCUUCUGGAGUCCCUCUCCUUCAUCUUGGAACAAGCUGCAUUCCACUUGGCCAAGCCGCAGGUACUGCGAACCCAGCUGACUGAUCUGGGCAUGGAUGAAAACAAGGUUCAGUGCAUGGUGCAGUCGUGGACAAGCCAUGCCAAGCAGCUUGUUGAGCAGCUGAAGCAGCGCUCCCUUGCUCCCAGACAGCUUCAAAAUGUGGACUGGGAGGUGCAAGUCCGGACAGCUCAGCAGUCUGCGGCACGAUCCAAGAGGCUUCAGGCUCUGGUGGAUCUUGUCGUCUCCACAGGAGCUGCACAUGAUCAUCUGCUGUUGCAGUUUUCACAUGGACAGCUCUUCAACCUCUACACACAGUUGGAACAGAUCCAGGUGAAGCUUGACAACCUCAUCUGAGCUGGCUUCGAAAGCUUACAUCUCUUCCCGUCGACACUGUCUUUAUCUUUCUGUCCCCAUCACUACGCUGUGCAUGGGGGAACCACUGACCACUGGCUGGACCACAGUCAACAGUAAGCUCGUCCCUCCGACUGAAGAUGUUUUUUGGCAUUAUCUUGGCCAUUGUGUAAUUGCUGGCAAACACUUUUGCUUUGUUUCAGAACUCACUUCUUUGUAGGUACACUUUCUUGUUUUGUUUUGUUUUGUUCUGCAGCAAAAAUGAUACUGUCUUGUCAGCAAACAAUAAGUAACCGUUAAGACCCACCUCAGGAUUUUUUGCGCUCAGGGUUUGGUAAUCCCAGUCUACUACACUUCAGCAUUAGCGUGGCUAUAUUAUACAGGUUUUGGAACUGCAUGUGAGUCGGUCCUUGUCAGCACUUAAUAAUGCAUAUUCUGUCAAUGAUUGUAGGUGCGAUGGGCCUCGAACGUUUUAUGGACCGACUGAGCUGCAUCCUUAAAGGAGUAUUGUCUGCAUUUGUGUGUGCAACUAGUGUGGCACACCUCUCAUUUUCAAACUGCACGAACGGGUAACGGUGAAGCAAUUUAAUUAGGGAGGGGAAGGGAAAAGGAGGAAGGAGGAAGGGGGGAGGGGCUGACUGCUUCCAUGGUUUUUGAACCGCAUAUAUGCCUCUGCGCUUGACUGAAAUAGAAGAAUUGGGCAUGCAGUUUGAGACACUUCAAUGAAUUGUCAAAGCAGUGUCUUGUGAAGUAAGCAUGCAUCACCACCGGCAUCAAAAUUAUAGCUUUAUGAAUCUCAGUGGCCCAUGCAGUCUAAGAGCAGAACAGCUUAAACAGGGGUCUUGGUGUUUUUGCAACACAAGCACUUCGUCUGUGGAACAUGGAUUUGGCUCAUUCAUUUAUUUGCAUAAGCCACUGCCUUGUUUCAUUUGAAGUUAGUCUAUGGAAUAUCUUUCUCUUUUUUUUUUCACCUUUAGCACCUCAGGCAUAGUGCAGCUGUUGUAGGAAAAGGACAUAGCUGCUAUGAGUUCAUUAUUAAACUAGUUAGCCACUAGUAUUUUAUCAGCGUGAGAAUGUAUGCACACUGAUUAUCACUUAUAGCCUGGUUGCAUUAGCACUAGGAGUCUUCUAUCCUGACUGCAGUUUUCUCUGAUUAGUGAAUGUUUUAAGGAGUGAUAUGCGCAGGUAGUUUGUUAAUUGUCACAUGGGAGAGGCAGGUGCUGUAUUAUUGCUGUCAUAGAUAAGGAACUACAGAAAGCAAUACUACAUCUUGUGUUGAGGGUUAGACACUGUACCUAAAUGUUUAUAUUCUUAAUUUUUUUUUCACUUGGUGGUACGCAAACUAUUACCUUUGUCAUGAUAUUACAUGUGAUAAGCACCUCCAAGGGCUGCAACUAAAAAGAGAACAUGUGACUGCCAUGUCAUCAGAGGUACGUCGAACCACACGAGCAAAUUUGGUAGUACUGCAGUCUCAUCAGUACCACUCUUGAUGCUUAACGAUAUUUACAAGGUGUGGCACUCAAUCAACCGUCAUUCUAUUCUGCAUCUUCAUGCUUACCAAUGGCUUUGACAUACUUGCCGCAAUGACAUUUUAUUAGAGUGCAGCGUAGUUCUUGAAAGGGUGAAAUAAUGAAUGGUUGUAAAGGACAGUGAGAUGAUAAAACUACUACCUGUACGCAAGCAGGGAAGUCUUGGAGCAUUGUGUGUGCAGAACCUUUGAAUGCUUCCAUGUCUGUGCCACAAAUGAGCCUUGACUAAUAUCCAAUGUCCAGUGAUGCUACAUUGUCCCGUGCUUGUUUUGAAAUAAGCUGUGGUCAUUCUAUUGCAACUGUUAUACCCACUCACUGAAAUGUACAAAGAGGCACGAAAAGGAACUGUUGCUGCCUGACAUUCUUUGCUGCAAGAAAAGAACACGAGGUUCAGACAGUGUUUCUGUAAAAAUAUUGGCAAGAAAGGGAUUAGAGAUGGCAGAAUAGCCAAAGUCAGCAUAUAGACAGCCCUGAGGUGUAAGUGGUGCGGUUUUAAGUUUCGAAAAUGAUGAGCAUCCUGGUAGGUUGUGCCUCACCUUGGAAGACCAGGUUGUUUGCUUUUAUUGUCUGCUGUAGAGAUCCUCAAGCUUACCAUAUAAAUUUCAGUCUGCAUUGGCAAGGUCUAUAGAGGUGACUUCUGUUAAUUUGAUGCAGUACAACUGGACCUUCUUUUUAUUUCUACCAGGUUCACAGGUCCCAAAGGGUGCCCUGUGCUUGUUUAACACUUCCUUUGUUUCAAAAUUUUAGCUGACUGUGCAGUCCUGCCAAAGUGAAAAACAAAACAAAGAUAAAUGGGGCUCGAGUGUAUGAGGUAGAAUUGUUUCUGACCUGCUUUUCCAUUGGUCAUAAAAAAUUGUUUUAAUUUAUUACCUGAACAGUUUACUGGCAGCAUAUUUUGUGAACUGCAAAUGCUGUCAUCCACACAGCUUUCACUUGUUACUCGCAGCACUUGCUUUUUUUUUUUUUUUCUGCCUUCUUCAGAUGUGUGAUCUCAGGCGCUUGAGUGUAGAAAUGUGGCAAAUGACAUCUCAAAACGGGUAUGCCACAGUCUUGCGACUCCUACGACCACAGUGAGUUGAGAUUCGGAUAAUAGUUUGCGACUAUACCCCUGGUGGGUUCAAGCGAAAUGUUUGGAUAAUGGUACCAUGCCAUUUUUUUUUUGCGGUUUGAUAUAUUCUGCUCGUGGUCAUAUUUUCACAGCGAGUGGUUGGUGAAGGGCGGUUGUGUGGGUGUCUGUCUGUGCCUGGCAUCUGCACACAUUUAUGUAAACUCUUUGAGGCAUUCCUUUACCUUGCGUAAAACAUUGAGCUCCUCCUGCAUAACAACUGAUUUCAUUUCCUCUGCACUUAAUUUAUGUCUAGUGAUGCACAUACUGACCGUCAUGAUUGCAGAAUGUUUGAGCAAACCAGAUCUGGUUGGGUGCGCCGAACUUGAAAAGAACGAAUUAAUUGGAACUGGCUUUUCACAGGGAAAACGCAGUAUUAGUAUGUAAAGCGAAACUGUAUCGCACCAUCUAAAUUAGUGCUGCCCCCUUUUGUGCAACUACUGAGGUGUUGUUUUAGUAAGGACGUGUGUGCACAUUCUUCGAGUCAAGAAAUAGCAAUUCGUCAUUCCAUAAAUGUUAUGCAUACUAUAAAGUACUCCAAAUAUUAGCAGGAUGAUCUAGUUGCAUUACCCAAACUAUUUUCUUUUUCUUUCUAAAACUUAUAUCGACCAGAAGGGUGGCUAUAUUAAACCAACAUUAACCGAUAUGGCAAAAAAGUUCAAUUGACAUCCCGCAUUUUUUUUCCCCAUAACGUUAUUUAUGUACACUCUGCAAUAGCAUCUAGUAACUAUAGCACAGUAGACUUACCUGUGAGAGCCGAGUUCCCUGGUAAGCUGAACACCUCAGGGACCUUAUUUAGUUUCCCAUAUAUUCGGUGCAGCUCUGUUAAGUUGAACUCUUGAUAAGACGAGCCUAUUUCCAAGAUAACUUCAUGUCCUUCUUGAAACUACCAUAACUGUUAGAGGCAGCUGUACAAAUUGCCUUUGUUCUUUACAGGCAUGAGCAAGAACAUAUUCUUGCUUAUUGUAUCAUUCACAGGAUCCUAUCAUUAGCAGCAUUUAUGAACGUGAAUGUAAAGCUGGCACCCUUUACUGAGCUAUGUGGUAUUGUUCUGCAUCAAUAGUGAACUCGCAUUGUAGUAUCUGAUUUAGCCACCUCCUGGCAUAUUGUCCUGGGUAUGAAGCUAGUCCAUGCUGUUGCAUCUUCCCGAGCCAACUGUAACCAUUCUUCGGUCACUUCUACCCCUUAAGUGAGAGCCUGCACGGAAGCUGCAGAUGGCCAUAAUGCAUAAUGAGUGUGUUUGCAGGUAUAUUGUGCUGUUUGCGUGUGUUGAAAGUGAGAGAAAAAACAAACUGACCGACUGAUCUCUCGUGGAAAGCAAAGGGAAGUGGUUGCAAGAUUUGUUGCAGUCACUGCGUGAGUUCGUCCUUGAUCACAAGAUGUGCUUGGUGGCGUGUGUACGUCCAUCAAGACAAGGCAAAGUAUGUUUGAAAGUAGUCACUGCAUGUGAUGUCUCAUGGUCUUGGCACUGGCUGCGUUCUCUAUGUUUCUGUGGGCACUGGCUGUUGCUGAAAAAAAAAGGCACUUUCUCAUCUAGUUGGUUGUUGCUGCACUGUGCUCACACGUCUCUUUGCCACGUGUACGCAUGUGGCAACAGUUUUUGAUGGGUGGGCCUCACAGCGCAAAUUGGUAACACAUUGGACAAGAGAACUGACGAGGUGUGGCUACAGACCCACUCGUACUGAUCUCGAGGGUGCGAGCAGUGUGCCCAUGAUUGGAGUGUAGAUGCUCACGAGUGAAUGUGGGCUCGAAAUGGCCUCUCAGUUAGUGCUUUGUUUGUUGGUUUUGCAAGCGCAAACUGUUGGUCAAGUUGGUGCAGGAGAAUUCUUAAACAAACCAGACAGAAUAUGGGACAAAGAUUGUGCAAUGCUGAUUUUCUGUCUCAUUUUCUACAUUGUGUUCCGAAUUCUGUGGAACAGUACUCCAUUUGUUGCAUUGUAGAAAGCUUUCCCAAUACCAUAUAGGUGGCAGUAAGUGCUGCCGCUCUAUGUGGACCAUGUUUAGGGCUCUUCUCACCUUUAACAUUGAGAAGUACGACACUUUGUCCUAGUAGUCUGUGCCCAUUAGUUUCUUAGCCACAUCCUCUUGUCCCGUCUGUUACAUGCUGCAUCAAAAUUAGCCCAAAUAUCAGCUAUGCUUGGUACGUGUUGGUGAAUCCUUGUAAGUUGCACCGCAACGCUGCUGAAACCAGCACACUCAACAAGGUGCGACUGGGCUUGGAGACCGCUCAAUCUUUUCCCUGUCUGUCCAUUUUGCUUUGCCAGUAAGGGCGUGGUUGUCCUUCUCUUGUCUUUCAUUUGUUCUAAGUGCCACACGACAGCUCUGGAGACAGCUUGUAGCCCAUACUGCUCAUGAGCAGCAGCUGAUGCAAUAGAACGCACAAGGUACUUAGAUGUCUUUCUUCUGGGGCUUUCUUGUAAUGGAAGCCCUACUGUACUGUGAGGCCAUUUAUCUGCUGGUGCCAGUAGACCUACCAGAGACUGUAAUGUGAAGUUGCUAUAUGCUGCCAUGUUAUUAGUGCAGCACAAGGACAUGGCAAGUCUUAAUUUGUGUGGUAGGGGCUAUUCUACUUGUAAAUUUGAUCAAUGUAACAACCUGUUUAACUUUGUGUGGCUUCACGGAUCCACCCACAUUUUUCAUGAAAGUUUGUGAGAAGCUGCUGUGUGACAAAAAAACAACUCUACACAAGUAUACUCCAAUGAAGUGAACAAAAAUAUGCUCAUGUUGCUGCUGCUGCUUCUAAAUGACGUGGCAGCAUGUGUGAAAUAUCUUGCCAAGGGAUAUUGAAUGGCGUUUCCAGAAACUUGUUGUUGAAGUGAUCUGUGGGACCAUCUCCAGUAAAAGCUGUUACAUGGCUUAUAUUCUUUCCCUAUCCAGCACUUUCUCCCAGUGGCAUUCAGAUUCCUUGGUGCUUACCACAAUUUUUAUUUCUUUCCUGUUUGCAUCUGUGCCUUUAAACACAGGGCACACUGAGCAUUAAUUCUGCUUUCGUUGACAUUGUUCAUGCCCACUGUUUGUAUUUUGUUUGUGAAUGGAAUUUACUUUUUACCUUACUCAAUAUAUUUACGAGUAAUGUGUCACAUAUUGUGGUAAAUGUCUGUUUCAUUCAUCCUUUAUUUGCACUUUGGUGGCCAUUUUAUGGAUUUGUCUGCAAAUUGGUCCACAACAUUAUCAGCAUUUGUUUGUUGAGAUUGGCAGUGGGGACACUGCAGAUUUAUGUGAUCCUUAGACUGAACUUAAACCUUCAAUUGGCGAGCUUGUGGAGAAUGUUGUCCAAAUUCGUGUCUGUCGCUCAUCAGGUAAAGCCGUCGGCUUUGCUUCGUUGUUCGGGAUGUACUCCAGUAGUACCCGAGUUGCUGGAAGCUGUGGCUCAAGUUGUGCACCAUUUUUACACCCGGUUUGAAAAGACACACAAGUUCACCCCUCAAGGUCUCUCCAGUGUCAAAUACCAACACUCCUGUGGUAUAUGAUUCACUGCGUGUAGUGUAGCAUCCUUUUGUGUCAUGGUUAUGUCAAUUACGUGUUCAUGCAUCUUUGUAGGUGCAGUUGUCGUCAUCAUCAUCGUCAUUGUCGAUGACAAGCAUUCUUUUUGUUAGUACUCUAUUGCAUGUGUGAGUGCUGUUACCCCUCAAAGUGAAAAAUAAAUGAGUUGGCACAAAAGCUUGA